AUGGCUUCAGAGGAGAGCACUCGCGUCCUCCACAUAGGCUUUCUGGGGCCUAUGGACGAUCACAUUGCUACCGGCUACUUUCACCGGGUUUUUAAGGGAAGUAGAGAUGCUAAGCCUGUCAACUUAUUGGUGAGAAUUGAAUCCCUUUCCUUACUCACAAAGUAUGAAAUUGACACGUACGAGUCUAGAGCAUUUGAAUCCAGAGGCUAUAAAUGGAAAGUCACAAUCUAUCAAGACAAUCAUGAUUGUGUUUCUGCAUACUUGGCCAUUGUCGACACUCAUUUGUUGCCGGUCGGGUGGGAGGAGGAUGUCACUAACUUGAUUAUCUCAGGAGUCUACCCACGCUGCUUCAAUGUUAGUAAGCUUCGAUGUGAACUUACCAAACUGAUCUCUAGGGAGAGGUUGAUGGAUGGGGGCAAAGGAUAUGUGAUGGAUGACGAAUGUCUGUUCGGGGCUGAAGUUGAAGUGAGCAAAGGUGUGCGUAUCAACGAUUGUAUGAGUGUGGGAGAUGUCUGGUCUUCGGACGAGAUCCAUGCUCAAGAUUACAAAUGGAAAGUUGUACUGUAUCCAAGGGGAAAUCCUUCAUUGCCGGAAACCAGCAACUAUGUGUCCUUGUUUCUUGAGACAAAGGACUUCCCUCGUCAUCGCAGAUUGAAGGUUCUGGUUGUGUUCCGCAUCAGAAACAAGAUCAGUGGUGUCAGCUUCUCUAGUACAUAUAGCAUCUGGUUUACAUCUUCUUGUAAAGAUUGGGGAUUCAAGCAAUUUAUAUCAACUGAUCGUAUGAGCUCAGAGCGCUUCCUUGCUCGCAACACCUGUCUCUUGGGCUUUCGUAUCACAAUGCAAGCCGAAGUGUGUGAAACACCUAUCAUGUACUCCAACUAG
This is a messenger RNA of Salvia hispanica, 882 nucleotides long. RefSeq lists its product as uncharacterized. Gene Ontology annotation, molecular function: protein binding. Lineage: Eukaryota; Viridiplantae; Streptophyta; Magnoliopsida; Lamiales; Lamiaceae. The record is from RefSeq and is a predicted model, not a curated record.